Molecule: messenger RNA, 294 nt
Organism: Penicillium riverlandense
Lineage: Eukaryota; Fungi; Ascomycota; Eurotiomycetes; Eurotiales; Aspergillaceae
Exons: 2
Coding region: 1-294 (97 amino acids)
Source: RefSeq, a predicted model, not a curated record
AUGAACUACAAUAACGAACUCGAGAUGUAUAAGAAGGGCAGUGUUGUCUACCGCCAGUAUGAAUUGCAGGACCCCAGUUCAGUGCAGACAUCUGCCGACGAUAACGGCAGUAGUGGUGCCUCCUCGGCGGUGCCAGGGUCUAAACCAUCGAGGUCACAGCAGGAUAAGCUGCGGAAAUUGCGCCGCAAAGCUAGGGUUGUGGUUGAUCAUGUUGAUAUCAUUAAGGAUGAGUUCUGGGAUAGGAGGCCGUGGAUUCUGUCCAAUUCGCCGGGGAAAUUGCCUGCUGAGCAGUGA